Messenger RNA from Siniperca chuatsi (mandarin fish), 3867 nucleotides. RefSeq names its product neuronal tyrosine-phosphorylated phosphoinositide-3-kinase adaptor 2a (gene nyap2a). The record is from RefSeq and is a predicted model, not a curated record. Lineage: Eukaryota; Metazoa; Chordata; Actinopteri; Centrarchiformes; Sinipercidae. The transcript is spliced from 7 exons. Gene Ontology annotation, biological process: phosphatidylinositol 3-kinase/protein kinase B signal transduction; neuron projection morphogenesis. The coding region runs from base 460 to 2301 and encodes 613 amino acids.
UGCCGUGGUUUCAGCCUCUCGUUUCUUGUGGAGACCGUCGAUGGGUGUGCGUGCAGCUGAAGGGUGUAUGAGUGUGAGAUGUGUGUGUGUGUGAGCCGUGAUUCUUACAGCUGUGAGGAUAUAUGACGGAGGGACGGAGGGAAGGAAGGGAGGAAGGAAGGAAGGAAGGAGGUGUUGAAGGGUGGAUGUGGAUUAAUGUUGUUGCAGACGAGAAUCACAGCGAGUCAUCGUUUCCUCUGAGCUGCAGAGAUCUGUGAGGACGACAGGAGCUUCAUCACUCCAUCUUUGUUUCAGCACAGGGAGACUGAAGGAGGGAAAGAAGGAGACAGUGAAGCAGACACUGAAGGAGACACUGAGGGAGACACUGAAGGAGACACUGAAGGAGACACUGAAGGAGACACUGAAGAAAGGAUGGAGGGAGUUUGAGUCCACACUGAUCCUCCGGCUCUUAGGGGAGUCAUGACGUCUCAGGAGGAGACGUCUUCCUUCAGGAGGUUUUUUCAGUACGUGGAGGACAGCGGCCUUCGAACAUACGACGGCCUGGUGAUCCAAAACGCCUCCGACAUCGCCAGAGAGAGCGACCGCAUUCGCAACCAGACCAACUGGACCUACCUGCAGGAAAAACACCAGAAGAAGAGACGACAGGAAGAAGCCAUCAAGUGGAUUGGUGAAGAUGUUGCCAUGGCAACAGACGGGGCAUACUCUGGGAAACAUUUCAGGAUGGGUUUCAUGACGAUGCCGGCACCACAGGACCGUCUGCCCCCCCCCAGCCAGGGCUUCACCGUCCGAUCCCAGUCCCUCCACUCAGUGGGCGGAAGCGACGAUGACUCCAACCACAACCGAAAACAACCCCCGCCCAAACCCAAGAGAGACCCCAACACCAAACUGAGCAGCAGCUCUGAAACGGUGAACGGAGGCUCCGGAGUCACCAAGAGAGACACCCAAGAGACAAAAGAGAUGCCGGAGCAGGCUGAAGCUCGAUGCCAUCUUUACAGUGAGGACUACAAGAAGAUGCCUCCACCCAAACCCAAAAGGAACCCAAACACUCAACUCAGCACCUCCUUUGAUGAAUCUUACAUCCGUAACCAUGGCAACAAGAAGUCUUCCUUGCGAUGGGACAAAUCUUCCUCCCAGAGUCAGAGUCCAGCGUCGAGAGACACGGACGACGAGGAGCCCGUCUACAUCGAGAUGGUGGGAAACAUCCUGCGAGAGCUAAAAGGUCAGGAAGCUGUGGAGGACGAGCAGAGCGAGUCGGUGUACGAGGAGAUGAAGUACCCGAUGUUGGAGGACUUUCUGCAGGACGCCAACUCCACCAUCAUGGACCCUGAAGCCUGGUCGUCCCGUGGCUCUAUCUGUGACAUCCCUCCACCUUUCCCCAACCUCCUGACUCACCGCCCACCGCUGCUUGUCUUCCCCCCCGCCCCUGCUCAGUGCUCCCCCAACUCCGAUGAGUCCCCCCUCACCCCCUUAGAUGUCACCCGGCUGCCCAUGAUAGACAACGUCUCCUACAGCAAGUCGGGUGGUGUCGAACAUCCGCAGAGCUCCACCCACCACCGCAAGGAGAGAGACCGGGAUCGGGAUCGAGACCGAGAACGGGAUCGGGAACGUGACCGAGAACGGGAUCUGCCCUCCACCCACACCAUCACUUCCUCCGGCCGUUCGUCAGCUCCGCCUCUCCCCUCCAACUUUUACAAGUCCUCUGGCUCUGCACACGGUGGUCAUGGUUACCCCCGCAGCCAAUCAGCAUGUCCAUCUCCAGUCAGCAUGGGUCGCUCUCUGACUCCUCUGAGCCUGAAGAGACCACCGCCAUACGACGCUCUGAUGGCAGGAGGAAGUAUGCCCCGCUCUUCAUCUUCCUCUUCCUCAUCCUCACACAGGGCCGUGGAGGGUGGAGCUAAACUCAGUAACUCCUCCUCCACCCACGGUUCCAUGCAGAAUGUGUCGAUGAGGUCACAGACUCCCACGAGCCCAUUGGAAGAACUCAACAACCUGUUUACGUCAGGUAGACAGGUGGCAAAAAAAGGAACCAGAGGCAGGAAGAGCAGACAGAGUGAAGGAGACUCCAGGUCUCUGCCCAGACAUGACAGUAAAGACAGAGACGGACAGUCCAGUCCAGUUUCCAGCAGGAUGGGAAGGUCGUCCGUCAGCCCCACCAUGAUGCUUUCCGGAGGAGGAGGAGAAUCAAAGUCAGUGUGUAAACUUGGCCGUUCAGCCUCGACGUCAGGCGUUCCUUCACCAGGUGGGACGCCACGUCACCUGCACGAGCCGCAUCACCCCGCCCUCAGCCAGGAUUCAACUUGACUGAACAACAGAACGUAAAACAUUUUACAGACGGACGAAGCUUCGAUCCAUCAGCUGACAUCUGAACUGUAAACAUGUAAACUAGUAAACAAGUUAACAUGAAACAUGUGAACAAAUAAACAUGUGAAAGUGUGAACAAGUAAACAUGCAAACGAGCAAACAUGUGAAUGUGUAAACAAAGUGUUUUCUUUACUUCCUUCAAAGGACAUUUUGUAAUUUCAGUUUUGUGUAAAAUAUUUGGUGUUUAAAUUAAACGUUUUUUGUAUUGUGUCUCAACAUGAAUCUAAACGCUGACACUAAAAUGAAUCUGUAGAUAUUAACAGUGAAGUAAUACUUUAAUGCUGAUACUAACAACGUUUCAUUAUUGACACUAACAUUAGACUAACGCAAAUAGAACUCACACUGAAGCACUUUAAUAGAUUAAAUCACUUUAACUUAAAUUAUUUACCCUUUUAAAUAAACUAACUCUAAUCUCACCUAACUAACUCCGCCCACCACGGAUUAAACCCUGCCCACUCAUGCACCUGACUAAACCCUAACACGGCUGCCAUUGUACCCUCAGCCCGUCCAUCACUGUUAGCCCGCCUCAGCCAGCCACGCUUCUCUUAUACUUCACAGAGAAUUCAUCCUUUUUUAAGCACGUUGUUGUUUCUUGUUGUGUUUUUUUAAAUGAAAAACAAACAUUUGUCUUCUGUUCCUUUUGGACUCUCUCUGGUUGUAAUGCUGUAAAUUUAAUAUCUGUAACUGUGUGUGUAAGUGUUUGCUGAGGAGUCUCUGACAAUAAAAUAUUUAAUUUCACCAAAUUCUGAGUUAAAACAUCAGCCUGAAGCUUCCGAAGAGUGUGAAAACUCUGAAACAUGAUGACUUUUAAUUUAUGCGUAGAAUCUGUUUACAAUCUGUUUCUAUUCUGACACAUUAGACCAGGGUUCGAAUUACGGGGGGGAUUGGGAGGGUCUGACCCCUUAUAUAUCCUUCUUACCUGUAAUUGUAAAUAUUACAAUAUAUUUCCCAUAUCCAUGCCUGAAGAAUCUUGUAACACGAUUUCAGACGGGCCAUACCAUUUCUGGGCUUGACGUGGUUAAACGUCCUGCCUGCCUGCCUCACUCCCAUCAUUGCAGCGGCUCACAUUAAAGUCUUUGCUCGCAUGCGUCGCGCCAGCCACUGGAGACGCUGUAGGUUAAUGCGAGUAGCGCGCUAUCUAGCUAGUUUAUACACGUUGCUUUCUGCGUGACUGGCUGGCAGUGUUGCUCUACAAUGCUGUGAUCAUUUCUGGGCCCUGUACAUAAGCAGUCUCUGUCACUGUUGGAAAUUUACUUUUUUGUCCACCUGCCACUAAAUAUUUUUACCAGCCACUUUCUUAACCGGUGCUCUGUCGACAUGUGCUACCUAUGGAGCUGCUUAGUCAGUCUCCCUGAAAUCUUAAACAGAGAUAUUAGAAUAUAGUGUUUCAGCAUGCUCCCCAUAUUCUUACAGUACACAUGGAGUGAGUAGUGGUGUGAUAAUAAUGUGAUAUUGGUCGAGAUACGCUGCCCCUGACAUCUUAAAUAAAGAAAUUAUAAUAUUGUA